This is a messenger RNA of Mesocricetus auratus (golden hamster), 3693 nucleotides long. RefSeq names its product beta-1,3-N-acetylgalactosaminyltransferase 2 (gene B3galnt2). The record is from RefSeq and is a predicted model, not a curated record. Bases 180 to 1694 code for a protein of 504 amino acids. The transcript has 12 exons. Gene Ontology annotation, molecular function: hexosyltransferase activity. Gene Ontology annotation, cellular component: membrane. NCBI's taxonomy places the organism in Eukaryota, Metazoa, Chordata, Mammalia, Rodentia, Cricetidae.
UUCGGCCGCGAAGCCGCUGCCGCUUAUGGUCCGGACCUGAGGCGCGAGCUGAGGACACAGCGCCGGGCGCGGGCGCUGCCAGUGGCACUCGGUGAUCUUAGGUCCCCUCGCUCUCUGCCGGGACGCAGGAGAGAGCAGCGCGCGGCGGGGGCGCGAGGUGGUGCGGGCGGGGGCGGCCAAUGCGAAACUGGCUAGUGCUGCUGUGCCCGUGCGUGCUCGGGGCCGCGCUGCACCUCUGGCACCUCUGGCUGCGCUCCCCGCCGGCCCCCCGCGCCUCCGGGCCCGGCGCGGCAGGUCAAGCAGCCUUGUUUCCUCAGUGGAAAUUUAGUCACUACGAUGUGGUAGUUGGUGUGUUAUCAGCUCGAAAUAACCAUGAACUUCGAAAUGUGAUAAGAAACACCUGGCUGAAGCAUUUGUUGCAACAUCCUACUUUAAGUCAACGUGUGCUUGUGAAGUUCAUAAUAGGUGCUCGUGGCUGUGAAGUGCCUGUGGAAGACAGGGAGGAUCCUUACUCCUGCCGACUGCUCAACAUCACCAAUCCAGUUUUGAAUCAGGAAAUUGAGGCUUUCGUCUUUCCUGAAGAUGCCUCCUCAUCCAGACUCUCUGAAGACCGAGUUGUCAGUGUGAGCUUCCGAGUUCUCUACCCAAUCGUGAUUACCAGUCUUGGAGUAUUUUAUGAUGCCAAUGACAUUGGCUUUCAAAGGAACAUCACAGUCAAGUUGUAUCAGGCAGAGCAGGAGGAGGCCCUUUUCAUCGCUCGAUUUAGUCCUCCAAGCUGUGGCAUACAGGUGAACAAACUAUGGUACAAGCCUGUGGAACAGUUCAUCUUACCAGAGAGCUUUGAAGGUACAAUCGUGUGGGAAAGCCAAGAUCUCCAUGGCCUCGUGUCCAGGAACCUACACAGAGUGACAGUGAAUGAUGGAGGGGGUGUUCUCAGAGUCAUUACAGCUGGGGAAGGGACACUGCCUCAUGAAUUCAUGGAAGGUGUGGAGGGAGUGGCAGGUGGCUUUAUCUACACUGUCCAGGAAGGAGAUGCACUGUUACAAAGCCUUCAUUCGAGGCCCCAGAGACUUUCAGACCACAUACAGGAUCUGCGAGUGGAAGAUGCCUUACUGCAGGAGGAAAGCAGCGUGUAUGAUGACAUUGUCUUCGUAGAUGUUGUGGAUACUUACCGGAAUGUUCCUGCAAAAUUACUGAACUUCUAUAGAUGGACUGUGGAAACCACCAGCUUCAAUUUGCUGCUGAAGACAGAUGAUGAUUGUUAUAUAGACUUAGAAGCCGUGUUUAAUAGAAUUGCUCAGAAGAAUCUUGAUGGGCCUAACUUUUGGUGGGGAAAUUUCAGGUUGAAUUGGGCAGUGGACAGAACUGGAAAGUGGCAGGAGCUGGAAUACCCCAGCCCGGCCUACCCUGCCUUUGCAUGUGGGUCAGGGUACGUGAUCUCCAAGGAUAUUGUUGACUGGCUGGCAGGCAACUCCGGAAGGUUGAAGACCUAUCAGGGUGAAGAUGUCAGCAUGGGCAUUUGGAUGGCAGCCAUAGGACCUAAGAGACACCAGGACAGCCUAUGGCUGUGCGAGAAAACCUGUGAGACAGGAAUGCUGUCUUCUCCACAAUACUCACCACAGGAGCUGAGUAGACUGUGGGAACUAAAGGAGCUGUGUGGGGAUCCUUGUCAGUGUGAAGCAAAAGUGCUGUGAUCCCCAAAGACCAGGGACUGUAAGUCCAAGGAGACCCUUUGGCUGGUGUUGAGGUAUAAGCGUAUAUUACGAGUGUUUGCACAAUAAUUAAUCAGCUGAUAAUGUAGCAUAAGUUUUUAUUUAUAGAUUGGAAGAUUAUUUAGUACCAAAUUAUUUUAUAAAAAAUAUUCCUAACUAACUCCUGAUCACUGUAACUACUUAGUAAUUCAUCAUUACCAUUUUUGGUUAAACAUGGCCACAUUGUUGUAAUAAUUCCAUUUAAAUCUCAAUCAGGAUUAUAAAAUAGCUCUGUAUAGCUUAAUAUGCUAGAAAGAACCUACAAAGAUGUUGUGUGGCACUGGGGUUACACAUACCAAAGUCUGGGUUGCUGGAAAUACCAGUUUGUGAAUCUCUGACAUAGGGCAAACUGACCUUGAAAAGGAAAUACUGUAACCUUAAGUUUACAUAAGUACCAUGUUUUUUUACCAUUUAAUGUAAAUCCUGAAUGCCUCAGCUUAGCACUCUCUCUAAACUGUUUUUGUGAGUAUGAGUAAAAGUAAACACCUCAGGGUUCAGUGUCACAGGGAAGUAGGGAAGGCACUCUGCCUUACCUGAUGUUUACCUAAGCUUACGGAGGUGGUAAUAUGUGGAAGAUAGGUUCAGUGUAGGUAUAAUGUAGGGGAAAGUAUGUUGUACAAGAGUAGAUGUGUUUCCCCAGUUUAAGGGACAUUUCUCAGAAUGACCAACCAAAUCACUGCAGUGAUUUUCAAAUAGUUAAGCAGUCCACAGCAGAUGUUAACUCUACUCAUAUUCACAUUUUCACAUAAUAGAAUGCAGUAAGCUGUGAAAACACAUGUAGAAAAGUCAUUAGCAAUCAAAGCCUUUAUUAUUCUAUUAAUAUACAACCAAAUGGUCCUUUCCUAACAAAACAUACAUCCUUUGUGAGGGCGAAGUUUUUGUUUCUGGUGUAUACAACAUUCCAGUUGGAUUGUUACCAUCGCACUAGUAGACAAUCUCCAUUCUCCACAGAAUAAAACUGUAAUGAUUGUAGGUCAUUUCCUAGCUCAAUUUCUUUGCCUGGCAUCUAAAACGAGAACAAAGUAGGGAGGAGUAAGACAGAUCUGAUGAUGCAUGUUGUACAUGCUGCCCUCCAAUGGCAGGUAGCUUGAGAAGUCAAAAUGCUGCCUCCGUUUAGAAUGUGUGGUUCAUGGUACUGUGGAGAACUAAGCUUAGCAUUUUUGCUUAGCAACUUACCUUGGGACUUUCAUAGGACAACAGAAGUUCUGACACAGGAACUUUGAGAAGACGUGACAGCAGUCCCUUUACCUUUUGAACUGUCAUGGAAUCUAUCAAAGAAAAGGAAAAUUCAUUUUUCUCAAAUGAUGACUAUGUGUAGAAACAGCUCAGAUGAGACAGCAUGAUCUGUCCUUUCUUAGCAUUGGUUUAACCUAAGAUACUAAGUGAUGAAGGUUUGAGUCAUUAAACCAUUGGUCUUGACAGAGAUGUGUCAUACCAUUUCAGUAGCAUUUAACAUUUCUUCCUCUAUCUGAGUAACCAGAAAUCAUCUCACUGAGGAGGAAAACUAUAAGCCUUUGUGAUAACUUCCUAAUGGGUUGCUAAAGAUCCCAUGAGUGGGGCCUUGAGGACACCUCUCAGCCUUAUUUUCCCUCUAGAAGAUAGUACAAACUUAAGUGGUUGAUGAGGUCCCUCCCAGAAUGAGCAUCCAGUCACCAUCAGGAUGUGCACAGGUUUGGGAAGGUAACUCAGAAAAGCAAGUGCUCUGAUUUAUUCAGAACACAAUAGGAACUUCUUUCCAAAGACAGGUUGUAGUACAUAGUGGGUAUUUUGAUUAAGAAUAUUAGUUCCUCUGAAGCUUUAGCUGAAAGUACAGCAAUAGUGUGGUGAUCCCACAAAUAUCACAACGUGGUCAACUAUUUUUCUAUAAGAAUUGUUUUUUUUUAUAAAAAGCUGUGUUUUUAUGCAACUUGUGAUAAUAAAUCUUCUCUAUUUUAGAAUAAAA